GGCUGCGCAUCCAUAUGAACUGUCAAGGAGUCUAGUUUACGGGUUCCUUCUAAAGAGUGAAAAAGUGAGAAUUUUACAUUUGACCAAAGACAGACCUUCAUACCGACUUCCGUGAUUUUAAACGCCAAGAAGUUGCGCUCAAAAACAACGGAAGAUUUCUUCAAAGCAUAUGCGGUCGUGAUUCUGGUGUGCCAUGUCUGGCCACAGCACAGGGACAAACCACAAGUCCCACUCGCACACGCACAGUUCGGGGCACUACAGGGCUGAUGGCUACCGGCAGGGCCGCACCAAGUCGCGUGACAAUACCACCAGCCAGGACUUAUACCGAGAUCAAUACGGCAGCAGCCACGACUCACCCCGAGAUCCCCACACUAACAGCCGGGACUUGCCACAAGAUUCCAGUGCCACCAGCCGGAAUGUGUACAGGGAGCCUCAUGAUGAACAACUGUGUGGCAUUGACAUGCAGCCCAGCUGCAAGCCACUGCCACGCUACGCUAACGGCCGUGGCUCCGAGCUCCUAGGCUUCGUCCCUGGUUCGGCAGCGUUGGGGGCAACCUCGGCGUCAGGCAGCCGGUCCUGUAGUUCCUGUGCCUCUCUGGGCUGGAGCGGAUGUAGGGCGCUGCUCUGCUGCGUGCUCACCUGCGGCCUCUACAACAGCCAUCCCCCCUGCCUGCCCGCAGGCGAGAGCUCGACCGACACCCCACCAAAGGUUGAGGCCGAGCCACGGAAGCCCACCGUCAUGGCCAAUAGCAACCCCGCUUGUGGCGUACCGCUGGAGCCCAGCAAGCCCCCCCAGCUGCCCAGCUCAGGCAGCUUUCGUUACCGCGAUGUCUACCUGGCUGGGAAGCAGGUCAUUUACCCUCUGAUCCCAGAGGCCCCUCAGCGACAUAGCAGGGUAACAGGAAAGGGCGAGAGCCAGCGACCCAUCAGCAACACGAGCAUCUACUCACGGGAGGACCUCGACCUGGAUGACGUGGACGAUAAUGCUACAGACAUCGACUCACUGAUCACCAGGAAGCUACUGGAGCUAUACAAACUGCACCAGAUUGAGCAGCUGGCCAAGUGCACAUCAGACCUGUCCUUCUCGCGCAAGACAAAUGAGAUCAGUGACCUGAUUAACAGCAUUGCACAGGACUACAACCUUGAGGAGCAAGAAGCCGAGUGUCGACUGGUGCAUGGCGUCAUGCGUAUCAGCACACGCAAGUAUAAGUCUCAGGCCUCCAAAGGCAAAAGCAAGGACUACAGAUCGCAAGAUGCUCUGCUUCAUGCAAAUGGGAGGAGGGAUGGAACACUGCCUGACAGUGGCAAUGAGACAAUGACUUUCACCUUCAGCAACGGGGACCCUGAGGUGCAGGUGUCUGAUUUGACACCGUCAGAUGAACUUGCACGGAAAAUGAGAGUGCACAGUGGACGAAGUGCCUAUGCCUCCAUCACAACCACAGACUCUUCAGGAGUGCCUCUGCUGUGCUAACUAGCUGGUUUACAGACAUCUUGGCUGGAUUAUGGACCGCAUGCCUUGAUUACAGACAUGUCUUGAGAGUACUUGGAUGGAUUCUGGAGCGCUUGGCUGGAUUACCGAAUGCUUGGCUGGAUUACAGAGUGUUUGGCUGGAUUAUCGAGUUCUUGGCUGGAUUACAGCGUGCUUGCCAUGAUUAUGAACCACUUGGCUGGAUUACAGACCACUUGGCUAAAUGACAGACUGCUUUACUGCAUUCCAUACAUCCUCACUGGAUUACAGACUGGCUGGCAAGAUCAGAGCUCCAGUUCUGCAGUAGCUACCGAACUGCCCGGGCCCUCACUUUCUUUGCUGCUCCAUUCAGCUAUCCAGUGUGUCCACUAGUAUUUUAGCAAAACGAGGACGUAUGUAGCAGCUUUGUGACGAUGUCUUAUCAGGAUUAGAUUGCACAAAUUGUCUGUGUUGGUUCUCAAACACAGCUUGUAUUAAAUCAGGCAACCAGGUGCCUCCACUGUCCACCAGGUUCACUGCUUCAUUAUAGACCACCAGUAGUUUUUAAGGACUUCUUUUUAAAAUGUACGUUUUUCAUUCCAUUCCACAGCAGGGGAGGGCACUCUUGCAGAGGUCAUGUCUGACUAAACCCCUGAUUGAUGAGGUUGGUGUGACGUGGUGGGGUAAGCUUCAUUAGGCUGCUCUGUUCUUUAAUAACCACCCUCUCUCUUCCUGUAGCCGCAGAGCUUUUGGUACUGCGAUGUGACCAUUUGAUGUUACAAACUUCAUAGUAAUGUUGUUUCUCGAGUUUGCUGAGGACCCAUGUCUUUCUUUUUUUAUUCUGUUACUUUUAA
This is a messenger RNA of Electrophorus electricus (electric eel), 2301 nucleotides long. RefSeq names its product keratinocyte differentiation factor 1a (gene kdf1a). Gene Ontology annotation, cellular component: cell junction. NCBI's taxonomy places the organism in Eukaryota, Metazoa, Chordata, Actinopteri, Gymnotiformes, Gymnotidae. Gene Ontology annotation, biological process: regulation of epidermal cell division; keratinocyte development. The record is from RefSeq and is a predicted model, not a curated record.